Anopheles merus is the source of this 950-nucleotide messenger RNA. Its product is annotated as histone H2A. The transcript has a single exon. Bases 61 to 435 code for a protein of 124 amino acids. Gene Ontology annotation, cellular component: nucleosome. Gene Ontology annotation, molecular function: structural constituent of chromatin; protein heterodimerization activity; DNA binding. The record is from RefSeq and is a predicted model, not a curated record. Lineage: Eukaryota; Metazoa; Arthropoda; Insecta; Diptera; Culicidae.
UCAAAGAGAACAUCGUGUUGUUCGUGAUCCCUUACAAACGUUCCCCAAUAAAAUCUAACCAUGUCUGGCCGUGGAAAGGGAGGAAAGGUAAAGGGAAAGGCAAAGUCCCGUUCCAAUCGUGCCGGUCUUCAGUUCCCCGUUGGCCGUAUUCAUCGUCUCCUGCGCAAGGGUAACUAUGCCGAGCGCGUCGGUGCCGGAGCGCCCGUGUAUCUGGCAGCCGUCAUGGAAUACUUGGCCGCUGAAGUGCUUGAGUUGGCCGGAAACGCUGCCCGUGACAACAAGAAGACGCGCAUCAUCCCGCGUCAUCUGCAGCUGGCCAUCCGCAACGACGAGGAGUUGAACAAGCUGCUGUCCGGAGUAACCAUCGCUCAGGGUGGUGUGCUGCCCAACAUUCAGGCCGUGCUGCUGCCCAAGAAGACCGAAAAGAAGGCUUAAACUGUGUGACAAAGCUUCUUUCAUCUCAAACCCAAAACCGUCCUUUUCAGGGCGACAAAUAACUUUGCCAAAGACAUUUUAUUUGAUUCAUGCUGAUAUGGGACAACCAGAAGUAAGAACAUUUUCUAAUAUAGAACCGUGAUUGAAAGUGUGUACAAAAUGUAAAUGAAAAAAUGUGCCUCCUUUGGGCACAAAAAGCAUCAUUUACUGUUUUCAAUUCUCUAACCCUGCGAAUUCUGAAAAAUGCAGCAUAUCAUAAGCGAUGUGUAAAAAUUUCCAGGUAGCUUGGUAGUGAGGGUUGGUUUUACCAUAGCAAAUGCAAGCAGUGAUACCUGUGUGUUGACCUUUUUUUCUGGAAACGCUAAAGGACACGUUUACCUGAUUUAUCGUUAACUACGGUCAAAUGUUAAAAGUGUUGGUUGUCGAAAAAUGUUGUGUGUUCAGGUAAGGUUAGGUUCUCACAAAAGUUUGACUUGGCCAAUUGAUUGGGAAACGUUGAAAAUGGCUUUAAAAAA